This is a messenger RNA of Gallus gallus (chicken), 5344 nucleotides long. RefSeq names its product mesoderm induction early response protein 3-like. The record is from RefSeq and is a predicted model, not a curated record. Gene Ontology annotation, cellular component: nucleoplasm. Gene Ontology annotation, biological process: negative regulation of transcription by RNA polymerase II. Gene Ontology annotation, molecular function: transcription corepressor activity; histone deacetylase binding. Bases 334 to 2091 code for a protein of 585 amino acids. Lineage: Eukaryota; Metazoa; Chordata; Aves; Galliformes; Phasianidae. The transcript has 13 exons.
GUCCAAAUAUGGCGGAGGUGAGCGGGGAAAUAGGGUUGGGGUGUCGGAGUUAGGGCGGUUUCUUGCAGGCACUCUGUCACCGACUGGCUUUCCACGUCCACGUGAGGCACUUCUAGGGUGGGCUAGCGGUGCGGGGGAGUAGCAGGGUGGCCGUCGGAGUCACCGGCGCCAGGUGUCUGCAGGACUAGGCCGCACAGCAAGCGCCGUGCAGCGCGGGUGUCGGGUUCGGAGGCUGCGGGUGGCCGACAGGGCCGCGGAAGGGAACGCGGCGGCUGUGCUGGGGUCCGAUCUGGACCGGCUGCGCUGCUAUUGCAGCGCCUGGUGGGCGGGAGAAUGAGCAAGCCUUGGGCUGGGAGUGGAAAAGAGGCGGCGGCCAGUCGGUCUGCCUGUCUCUCGCUGCUUGCUGCUGCCAUGUCCCGCUGGGAAUGGAGGGUGAAGGAGCACUGGGCAUCCUUUGGGAGUUCGAGUCCAGUUGGCUCCUUAUCGUCUGAGGAUCAUGACUUUGACCCUUCUGCUGAAAUGCUGGUUCAUGAUUAUGAUGAUGAGCAAACUCUCGAAGAGGAGGAAAUGAUGGAAGAUAACAAAAAUUUCAGCUCUGAAAUUGAAGAUUUAGAAAAGGAAGGAAACAUGCCGUUGGAAGAUUUACUGGCAUUCUAUGGAUAUGAACCCACGAUUCCAGUUAUGGCAGGUUCCAGUGCAGAUAGCUCUCCAAGUGAACUUGCAGAUGAACUUCCAGAUAUGACUUUAGAUAAAGAGGAAAUAGCUAAAGACCUCUUGUCAGGUGAUGAUGAAGAAACACAGUCCUCUGCUGAUGACUUGACACCAUCAGUUACUUCACAUGAGGCUACAGACUUCUUUCCUCGGCCAUUAAGAUCAAACACUACUUGUGAUGGAGAUAAAGAAUCAGAUGGUGAAGAUGUGGAGGUAGACAGUGGUAAUACAUCCGAAGAUUUGAGAAAGGAAAUAAUGGUUGGUUCAAAGUAUCAGGCUGAAAUUCCACCUUACCUUGGCAAGUGUACUGAUGAUGAAAAGGCCUAUGAAAAUGAAGACCAUUUACUUUGGAAUCCUGAUGUGAUCUCAGAAAAUAAAGUUAAAGAAUACCUUUUUGAAAGCUACGUAAGAACAGGAAAUUUAAAAAUGAUUGGCAGAAUUCCUGAAGGACUACAAACACGGGACAAUGAACAAGCACUGUACGAACUUCUCAAGAGUAGCCAUAAUGUUAAAGAAGCAAUUGAGAGAUACUGUUCAAAUGGAAAGGCAUCUCAGGAAGAGAUGACAGCAUGGACAGAAGAAGAAUGCAGAAGCUUUGAACAUGCACUUCUAAUUUAUGGAAAAGACUUCCAUCUCAUACAGAAAAACAAGGUAAGAACCAGAACAGUUGCUGAGUGUGUGGCUUUCUAUUACAUGUGGAAAAAGUCAGAACGGUAUGAUUACUUUGCUCAGCAAACAAGAUUUGGAAAAAAGAGAUAUAACCAUCAUCCAGGAGUUACGGAUUACAUGGAUCAUUUGGUAGAUGAAGCAGAAGCCCUUGGUGGAGCAGUGCAUUCUUCAGCCUUGACAUCUAAUAGUCGAACAGAAACCAUCCCUGAUCAACAGCUAAGCAUUCUGAACUCUAUCACUGCCAAUGAGUUGACAGCAUUGACAAAUAGCGUAACUGCUGUCUGCCAUACUUCAGAUGCGAACUGUCUGGAUGAUGCCUUUUCUCCUGUGGACAGCUUACCCCGAGCAGCAGUUAAUCAUGUGCCUGUUGAAACAGAAGAAUUGCUCAACUUGCCUAGCAAUGGUGAAAGUGAUUGUUUUAAUUUAUUUGAGACUGGCUUUUAUCAUUCAGAGCUAAACCCAAUGAAUAUGUGCAGUGAGGAGACGGAAAGAUCUGCGAAGAGACUGAAAAUGGGAAUUGCUGUCCCAGAAUCUUUCAUGAAUGAUGUCUCUGUAAAUAACCUUGGUGUGGACUUUGAGAACCACACACACAUUACAACUGCCAAAAUGGCUGUUUCAGUGGCUGACUUCAGCAGUCUAUCUACAAAUGAUGCAAAUGGUUUUAUCAACACCCACACUCUACACCAACAUACUGCCCUUCACUCAGAAUGACUGUUGAAAAUGAAACAAACAGUGGGUACUUUAUGCAGUAGUGGUAAACUUGAUGAGAGCUAUCAGGUUUGCUUAGUCUUUCACUGGAAAUAUGAACUUUAUGACAUCAGUGAUGUCUUUGUAUGUAUAGAACUAUAUCUUGAUUUAUCAAGAGUAAUUUCUUUUUUCAGUCCAUAAAUGAGGAAAUGUCAUACAACGUUUGGCAGAGUUUGAGACUAAAACAAUUCUGUGGUGCAGCUUGAAGCUCUGCUCCAAUUUUUUUUUAAAGCCUGUAGACAGAAACCACCAUUUCAAACCCAGCACAGAAGUUCUGAACUGGUUGAAGUGGCUUUUUAGUAUAAGUUACUGUUAUUCCACUGUAUUCAUCACAGCAAAAGUGUUUACAGGUACUAAUCCUGACCCCUGCACAAGGUAGCAUUUUUUUCUUACAAAGGCAGGGAUUGUUUUCUUUAAUUUAAACUGCACAAACACACAAGGAUGGUUUUUAAAUGAAACCUUCUCUCAUGUGGUACUAAACUAGAGCACUUCAAUUUACAAAACAGUAACUUCAUCUUGAUGGAAGCUAGCACAAGGGACUUAACAUGAGUAAAGUACAAAGAUACGCUUGGAUGCUGUUGCAAAAUUAUAGGCCAUGGCUACCUUAUACAAGUAAUGAUACUGCGAGAGGUGUCUGUGUACUUAAAACUUACUGGCUGUAGGGGAACUGUUAGGUCAGGGCUUGAACUGGUGGUUGAGCACCUGGUGAAGGGGUGUGGCUGGCAAAUUGUUUGUACCUGUACUCCCCAUGUGACCAGAAGGGGUGGACCUAGGGUGGAGCCACUCUGGGCUCAUAUAAGGGCCAGCAUCUCCUGGGCUUAGGUUGCUUUUUGCAAAGGAAUGUUGUAUUGUUAGGGGUUUCCUUUUCCUGCUGGGUGAGUUCUGGUCUUGUUUUUGUAUGUUGCUAUUGGUCUGCUUGUGAGUACUCUGCCUGGUAUUGCCAAGAACUUGUCAGAAGCAAUUUCACUUUUUUUUUUUAUGAGCAGAAUGCUGGCUUAAACAGAUUCAUUUCAGGGUGUUGUGUUUUUCUGGAUUUUGUCUACAGCUUUAAAGAGUAAUAUAAUUGUGUAAUGUAACUUUCCAAAGACAGCUGAUGCGUAAAGCUACAGUCUGCACAGUUAAGGAUUUACCACUAAACAGUCAAUGUUUUUGAAGGCAUCUUAAAUUGUUAGGAGUGCUGCAGUUGAAAGCAUCAUGGUUUUGGGAGUCUACCUAGUUUAUAUCAAAAUAGUGGAACCUUGUAGUAUGUACCUAAAACCUUCUACUUAGCAUGGAUUGUGUUUAUUUGUUUUGGCAAAGUCAUUGGCUGAAAAAUGGCACUUUGCUACUUUGGUAAAAUAGAAAAAGAUCAAGUAGAAAUGCUUCUCAUAAGCUAACUAUCUGGGUAAAUUUUUACUAUGAACAUAAAGUACAAGUUAGCUAUCCAGAAAGCUUAUCUUGCAAAUUCUUGUGGGAGAGUUGAACGAAGCAUGGUAUUGGCUUGUAACAUGUUGUAGCGUACAACUUACAAGUUAACUGAUAAUCUGAAUCUUAUUGCAGUAAAAUUACUGUUUUUUCUCCAUAAUGUUGUUUUUUGCACUGCUUGUGUUAUAUGUUUAAUUGCCACUAAUUUGUUCUUAUUAUUCAAGUGAUUAAAUUUGCUUCACUAAUAUUUGUAUAAUUACUUCAAGGUCUUGUUGAGUAAUUAGGAAGUAGUGACUUUAAUAUUAGAAGGGAAAGAGGAUAUUUAUUAUGUGUACUAUGAACUGCAUUGACAUUCUGAGUUUUAGAUGGAGAAUAUAGAAUUUUCUUUACAGCUUUGUAAUGAAGAUUUUUUAAGUGUUUAUGCAGUAGUGCAUUACUGUAUUAAAACUGAAUUAGUUUAGCAUAGUGGACAAAAGUAGAGAUAAUUUUAUCAUCAGCUCUUAACUUAUGCAUCUGAAGUAAUUCUAUUAUUUACACAGUAAAUAAUGGGUAGCCUUGGCCCUCUAUUGUACUGUUUUUUUAGUCAAGUUGUCAGCUUCUCAUUGCUGUUUUGUGCUGAACUUUGUACCUUGUUUCUUUUGUUUAUGAAUCAACAUUUUAUGCAACUUUGUAAGAAAUACUGGCCAUAAUCCUUCAUUGUUAUACAUUCAAAUUUCACUAUGAACUUACAGUGAGUAGCUGGUAUGUAUAAAAAAGAAUCAUCAUACAAAGAUGACUUAUACCAGAUGCACUUACCUGAAUAUGCCCAUUCUCAUUAGCUGAUGCAGUAAUAUAUUAAGUUUACCUAUGCAGUGCUGGGAUUUUAAUGUAGACAGAGACUUGUCCAAGGUUUGGGUUGCCAGCGAGUUUGAAUGAAUGCUUUAGUUAUUUAAUAAAGACUUUUGACUAAAACUCAGGAAACGAUAUGAGAGAAAAUAGAGUUCUGGCUAGUCGAAUAGGUUUUAAAUGAUGAUCCUGUUGGCUGGCUAGCUUGUUGGUAAAAUGAGGCAAUAACUUGCAAGAUCUUGUGAAUGUGUAAUUUUUUUCAUAUAUUUACAGUUAUCUAUUUCACUGUUUACUGACUAGUUCUACGUAUAGUAACACUUUUGUGUAUGCUUGAUGUCUUAGUUUCAGUUGAGACAGUGUUAAUAGCACACUGAUAUCUUGGUUGUUGCUGAAUGAUGGGAGCACACUCAGGGCCAUGCCAGGCUGCUUGGUGGGGAAGAGCCACUGCCUUUAUGGCAUGGCAGCAGGGCAGAGAUAGAACAACUAGCGUGAAUUAGGCAAGGGGUUAUUCCAUACCACGUGACAUCAUGUGGAAGGUUAUAAAGCUGUGGAGAGUUGACCUGGGGAUGGGCCGCUGCUUGUGGAUUAUCUUGGCCAUCAGUCAUUGAGUGGUGAGACAUUGUGCUAGUGGGGUGUUGGUCAGCAAACAGUUGUAUUGUUAGUUGAUUGGCAGGUGGCGAGUAAUUGCACUGGGGAUGUGUUAUUGCAUUUUUGUUUCUCUUUUUCUUGGGAGGGGAGGGUGAGUGAACAGCUGUGUGAUGCUUAGUUACUUGUAGGGUUAAACCACAACGGUCCUUUUGGCCCCUGGUGUAGGGCUCAAAGGGUUGAGAUAACAUCAAAUCUGACUGGAGCAUGUUAGAAUAGAAUUGUUUAUAAGCAUUACAGUAGUUCUACAAUUGCAGGUUGCAAUGUUAUUUUUUCCUGUUUUUUGAGAUCUUCCAGAGUCUUUUCAUGGAACCGUAUUAUUUAAUAUACGUGCUAUAUAUGA